Molecule: messenger RNA, 2130 nt
Organism: Phialemonium atrogriseum
Lineage: Eukaryota; Fungi; Ascomycota; Sordariomycetes; Cephalothecales; Cephalothecaceae
Product: TPR-like protein
Exons: 2
Coding region: 212-2047 (611 amino acids)
Molecular function (GO): protein binding
Source: RefSeq, a predicted model, not a curated record
AGGACAGAUACUUGCUGUUCCCCAACUCGUUCCCGCCCACCCGGUACCCUCCACCUAUUUUUGCCUCUAUGCAGCGCCGGGAAUACAACGCCUGACCUUGCAACAAAGUCACGGCCUGGCUUCAAAAAAAAUUAUAGCAGCCCGAUUGCGGGAGUACCGCUUAUAACAAUUAGCAGGAAUUCACUCGCGCUCUCAUUCUAUAGCCAAUUCAAUGAAGUUUUUUGCUUCUAAAAAGCCAACCAAAAAACACAACACAGCGGAUGACGACGAAGACGACUAUUUCCCAUCACCCUCGUCGUCACCGACAAAGUCCCCAAUCAAGUCCCCCGCAAAGUCACCCACCAAGAAACCUCCUCGCCCCGACUCUCCGUCAUCGCGCGAGUCCAAGCCACGAACGCCGCGUUCUCUCGCGCGACAAGCUACUGACCCCGGGUCGUCGUCUUCCUCGCGGCGGAAAAAGAUCGACCCUGACACGCAUCCCUUAAACCUCCCACCUGAGCAGCGCAAGAGAUUGUCUGCCCUCUCCGCCAUGAGUGCCCGCAGCUCGAUGGACAUUGAUAAGGAGUCUUCCAACGGGGGAAGCCCGUCCUCCUCUUCCCCGCAGUCACACCAGGCGGCCCAGUCGCCCCAGCCUGGCCCCCAGACUGCACCGCAGCCGGCACCAACCAAUUCCUUCACCGUCCCCGUCACUAACGGCGUCAACGGUGCGAAUGGACCGGCAAGCGCAGAGGACGGCGAUGUCCCCGUGCCGCCGCCUCAUAAAUCUCAGCCAUCCAGCCCUACGCAAACAGCUGCUGACGAUGCCGAGACUUUUAAGAAUGAGGGCAACAAGUUCUUCAAGGCCAAGGAUUACACUCGGGCAAUCGAGUUUUACACAAAGGCUGUUGUGCUGCAACCCGACUCUGCGACGUACCUCGGCAAUCGAGCAGCCGCAUACAUGUCGGCUGGCAGGUACGAGGACGCCCUAGAGGAUUGCAAGAAAGCCGCAGGUUUGGAUCCCCACAACUCUAAGAUCCUCCUCAGAUUGGCCCGCAUCUACACCAGCCUGGGCCGGCCUGAGGAGGCAAUCUCGACGUUCGGUCAUAUCCAACCACUUCCUUCGGCCAAGGACAUGGCCCCGGCCAAGGAGAUGCUGCAGCAUCUGGCGGCCGCAAAGGGCGCUUUCCAGGACGGCAGAGGAUCCUCUAUGGUCCUAUACGCUCUCGACAAGGCUGAGAGUCUUUUGGGAGUUGGGGCACUCAAACCCCGCAAGUGGCAGUUGAUGCGCGGCGAGACUCUGCUGAAGAUGGGCGACGCCAACUCGGUAGGGGAGUCUCAGAACAUUUCCAUGUCGCUCCUGCGCUCCAACAGCCAGGAUCCCGAAGCAUUGGUGCUGCGAGGGCGUGGUCUAUAUGCUCAAGGAGAAAACGACAAGGCCGUGCAGCAUUUCAGAAAGGCACUCAGCCUUGAUCCGGACUUUAAGGAUGCCGUCAAGUGGCUAAGAAUAGUCCAGAAGCUGGACCGCAUGAAGGAGGAAGGGAACUCUCACUACAAGUCUGGGCAGUGGCAGGCAGCCAUUGAUAAAUAUGGCGCGGCUCUGGAGAUCGACCCAUCCAACAAGGGCACGAACUCCAAGAUUCUGCAGAACAGAGCACUCUGCCGGAUCAAGCUCAAGCUGUAUGACGAGGCUAUAGCAGAUUGUGACCGGGCCAUCAGUCUCGAUCCAAACUACCUGAAGGCCCGCAAAACCAAAGCCAACGCACUUGGCCAGGCGGACAAGUGGGAGGAUGCUGUUCGGGAAUGGAAGGCCAUUCAGGAGCUGGAGCCAGAGGACCGCUCCAUCGCCAAAGAGAUUAGAAAGGCCGAGCUCGAACUGAAGAAAGCUCAGCGGAAAGAUUAUUACAAGAUUCUCGGAAUCGAGAAGACGGCGGACGACAACGCUGUCAAGAAAGCGUAUCGGAAGCUGGCCAUUGUUCACCACCCGGACAAGAACCCUGGCAAUCUGGAGGCAGAGGCGCGCUUCAAGGAUAUCAGUGAAGCCUACGAGACCUUGAGCGAUCCUCAGUAAGUUAUUUUCCCUUCUUUGUUCCACCCUCAGCUUCCUUCCCCCCACUGGCUAACAAAUUACGACAGGAAGCGAGCUAGUUACGA